GCAGGAGCGAGAAGUGGCCUUAGCCGGAGUGGCCGGGAGCGGCCAAGGCGAUGAACUGGGCCUGGCGAACGAGGCGCCAUCACAGUCAGAAAAUUGAGACUAGGCUGAAGGAACUACCCCCUUCACUCCAUGUUGACCUCUCCCUCAGGCUGGCGCCAUGCCCCCCCCUGCAGAGGUGACAGACCCGUCUCAUGCCCCAGCUGUGCUGCACCAACUCAACGAACAGCGUCUCCGUGGCCUCUUCUGUGACGUCACCCUCAUCGCUGGAGACACCAAAUUCCCUGCUCAUAGAAGUGUCCUGGCUGCCUCUAGCCCCUUCUUCAGAGAGGCCUUACUAGCCCAAACCCCAUCACCGCUGCAACCUGUGACAAGGGACCCUGCCCCAAAUCCUUCUACUUCUGCUUCCUCUUCCUCCUCCUCCUCCUCUUCCUCUUCCUUUUCUUCCUCCUCCUCCUCCUCCUCCUCCUCUUCCUCCUCCUCCUCCUCUUCUUCUUCCUUUUCUUCCUCCUCCUCUUCCUCCUCUUCUUCCUCUCCACCUCCACUUUCCUCCUCCCUUACAGCUUCCCACCCACCCCGGGUUCUAGAGUUGCCAGGAGUCCCAGCAGCUGCCUUCUCUGACGUCCUCAAUUUCAUCUAUAGUGCUCGAUUGGCACUUCCUGGUGGUGGUGGGGACGGAGCAGCUAUGGCAGAAAUUGGGGCUUUGGGCCGACGUCUGGGUAUCUCACGACUGCAGGGUCUUAGUGAAAGUGGGGAUGCUUGGAUUCCCCCAGCUCCAGCAACCCCAACCCCAGUUGAGGUCGAUAGCUUUACCACCGGGCCUUCAAAGGAGUGGCAAGGGAGUGGAAAUGAAGUCCCUACGGUUCAGACUUCCCUUCCCCGGCGGUCUCUUCCCUGCCCUCGCUGUGGGAAAAGUUUUAUCCAUGCUAAACGACUGCAGACACAUGAGGCACAGUGUAGGCGAGGGACAGGGACCCGGGGAACAGUAAGUGGGCAAGGGGAUGGGGCGUCCCAGGAAGAGAACCCAGAAGGAAUCCGAAAUUCAUCUGCUUCCCCCAGUACAAGUUUCCGGGGGGGUCCGGAGCAUGUGGUGAAGGUAGUGGGGGGUCAUGUGCUAUAUGUAUGUGGGGCUUGUGAACGCUCCUAUGUGACACUCUCAAGUCUGAAGCGGCAUAGUAAUGUGCACUCAUGGCGGAGAAAAUAUCCCUGCCGCUACUGUGAAAAGGUGUUUGCCCUAGCUGAAUACCGGACCAAGCAUGAGGUGUGGCACACAGGGGAACGGAGGUAUCAGUGCAUCUUCUGCUGGGAGACCUUUGUCACUUACUACAAUUUGAAGACGCACCAGCGAGCCUUCCAUGGUAUCAGCCCAGGCCUCUUGGCUAGUGAGAAGACCCCCAAUGGUGGCUACAAACCGAAGCUGAACACCCUCAAGCUGUACCGCCUUCUUCCUAUGCGGUCUGCCAAACGACCCUAUAAGACUUAUAGCCAAGGGGCACCCUCUACCCCUGUUUCUGCCCCUUUGUCACCAGAACCCACACCAUCUGCAUCGACUAUCCCCCCACUCCUCCCCACAACACCACCCCUACCACCUGUCCCUCCUCCACCUCCCACCCUUGCCCCUCCACCUUCUGUCAUUGCCUUUGCCCACCCAGCCCCUUCAGUUAUUGUACAUGGGAGCAGUAGCACAGGAAGUGGCAUGACUGGCACCACUGGAGCCCAGGCUGCUUCAGUGAUUGCCUACACAGCUCCACCAAGGCCCCCCAAGAAACGUGAAUACCCACCCCCUCCUCCCCAGCCAGCAGUAGCAGUGGUCACAGCCACUCCAGCCACUCCAGCCACAACCACAACAGGAGCCACUGCAGAAGAGACCAAGGGUAGAAAUCUGAGGGCAGGGAAGACUCUGACAUACACAGCCAAACCAGCUGGUAGUGGGGGAGUGGGCCCUUCUGGGGGGCUCAGCUGGGGAGGAGAUUCUUCCCAACCCCAACCCCCACCACCACUAUGCCAGAUCACAGUUCGAAUAGGUGAGGAGGCUAUUGUCACUCGAAGAAUUUCUGAGACGGAUCUCCAUCCUGGAGAAGCUAGUGGCCUGGAGGAAGGAGAUGACAGUGAAGAGGAGGAGGAGGAGGAGGAGGAGGAGGAAGAGGAGACUGAGGCUGGGAGUGAGGACCAACUGUGGCGCCCAUACUAUUCCUACAAACCUAAACGAAAGUUAGUUGGCACUGGUGGGGGGAGUAGUGGGACCAGCAGCAGUAGUGGGACCCCCAAGUGCCGCCGCCCUCGAUGGAGAAGGAAGUUUGAGAGACGAGCAUGGGAGGAGUCCAGAUCUACCGAGAGCCCCUCUGGACAGGCCAGCAGCGAGUGGAAACAUCAGUGUGGAGACUGUGGCAAAGCUUUCUCAACCCUGAGGAAGCUGCACAAACACCAGGAAGCCCAUGGUGAUGGUGGGACCCAGGGACCUCGGGCUGGCCGAAAGCCUCUGACACGCUUUGCCUGUUCCCAUUGUUCAAAGGUGUGUAAGACAGCAGCUGCCCUGAGCCGACAUGGGCAGAGGCACACCGGGGAGCAACCUGGGGGUACCCCCACUCCUGUUAUUGCCUAUUCCAAGAGCAGUGGGGGAAGCGGGACUGGGUCAGGACUGGGAUUAGGUGACAGUGGAGUGAAGGAAGAGGCUCCCCAGGAAAUGCAAGUGUCAUCAUCCAGUGGUGAGGCUGGUGGGGGAGGAGGAGUUGGUGGGGGAGGCCCAGAAGCUGCCUCCCUCCAGGAUCCUGUUAUCUCAGGAGGGGAAGAACCCCCAGCAGUAGGAAAUGGGGGCUAUCCUCCAGUGCAAGAGUUCCCCCUGGCCCUGGUUGAAGAUAAACAGGAGGUUUCGGGUGGGGAGAAGGUUGGAGCCGAAGGAUUGGUUGGGGGUAGUGUGGAGGGGACUGCACCUGCCAAAGUCACUUUCUACCCUGAGCCCUACCCAUUGGUAUAUGGUCCUCAGCUCCUUGCUGCCUACCCUUAUAACUUUAGUAAUUUGGCUGCACUCCCAGUUGCCCUCAACAUGGUCCUGCCUGAUGAGAAGGGUGGUGGUGCCCUACCCUUCCUGCCUGGGGUCUUCAGCUAUGCAGUGAACCCUCGGGCAGCACCCCCCACACCCCCUCUCCCUCAAUCGAUGCCUUCACCAGUCCCCCCCAAGGGGGAUGGGGGUGGGGAAGGAAUUGAGAGGGCCCAGAAAGGAGAUGUGGGGUGAACUCAAUAUUUGGUUAGCCCCUUCCACCAGAUGCCACCCUUGCUUUCUAUCCAACCUCUUUCCUGCUGCUUCUGCCCCAUUGCCCCCAGCCUGUCCCCUAACUCCCCUGGAGAUCUCAAGUAGCCUCUGUGAUGUAACUACUAUUUGAGAGGAACACAGGGAAGAAGAGUCCUGAGAUCUCUUUGGGUUGAGGCCGAUUUGGGGGUUAUAGCACCUUUCCUACUUCAUGGGAAGUGAUAGUUGGUGGGUCUUGCCAUCUUGUUUCCUCUUCCCCAGAAUCCCCCCUACCCCUUUUACCAUGAUCAGCCCAGGGUGGUCCCUAAGGGAAAGGUAUCUUGCUGUAUCAAUGUAGUUACCUA
This is a messenger RNA of Gracilinanus agilis (Agile Gracile Mouse Opossum), 3588 nucleotides long. It is a transcript of the gene ZBTB4, whose product is annotated as zinc finger and BTB domain containing 4. Gene Ontology annotation, molecular function: protein binding; RNA polymerase II cis-regulatory region sequence-specific DNA binding; DNA-binding transcription factor activity, RNA polymerase II-specific. The coding region runs from base 158 to 3229 and encodes 1023 amino acids. The transcript has 4 exons. The record is from RefSeq and is a predicted model, not a curated record. NCBI's taxonomy places the organism in Eukaryota, Metazoa, Chordata, Mammalia, Didelphimorphia, Didelphidae. Gene Ontology annotation, biological process: regulation of DNA-templated transcription.